GCUAUUUGUUAUAUGUGAGCAUUAAAGCGAUGGUUUUUGACUAUGUUGUGGUCGCAAUUAAAUGUUUAAAAUUAGUUUAUUAGUUGCAGCUUAUCUCUUAGUAUUGUGCAGUGGAGUAUGUUUAGUGUGAUAAAUAAUUGUCUCGCAUCUGUUUGCUUACACAUUUUUUUAUUUCAAUUGAUAAAUUUAGAUAGGCUUCGCAGAAGUAUUGAUUAAACCCCAGUAAAUUUAUUCUAGAGGAAUUGUAGCACUCUACUAUGAAUAGCCUGAACUUGAUCAUUCAAGUACUCCACCAUUAGAGACCACUACAAUUUACAUGUUGUCUAAAUGUGCAUUCUACUACACAGCUAGACCCCUUGCUGCUAUUGCUACCCUUACUUUGUUAGUCAACAGCUGACUAUGCGAAGUUAUGACGUAAAUACUAGUGUUGUGAUAGUUUUCAUCAAUCAUUUUUUUUCCAAAGACUAUGCAUAUUAUACACAUACAUAUUACAUGCCUCCCAAUUUUUUUAAUGAAAAAUACUGACAAGUUGUUUAUGAGGUAUCUUAGUAUGUGUCGAGGGAUGUUUAUUUUACAAAUUUUACUCUAUGCCUCUAAUGGGAGAGGCAGCAAGCGAUAACCACGAUUUUCUGAAUUUCGUUCUGCAAUGCUCAGCAAUUGCGAUCUUUUAAGAUGUUCCAAGAUACUUUAAAGAGUUAGUAUGCAGUGCGAGGGCUGGCCACAAUUAUUUGUCAUUUGCAUUGCUUCUAAAUUCUAUUAUGGAUAUGCUAUAUAUGCUUUCAUUUGUAUCAGAGUGACACAGUAAGCUGAGCUGUUGAUGUUAAUUAAUGCCAAUUCAGGCUCCGCAAUGGAUGGACUACCUCAACUGUCCAGUGUGCUGCCGAGAGUUUGGCCUUGCUCCCCGGAGCCCAAUUAGCUUAGGUUGCGGCCAUACUCUCUGCAAACAAUGCCUCAAAAAUUUACAUCGAAAACAAUGCCCUUUCGAUCAGACCGUGAUUCAAACGGACCUGGAGGAGUUAGUGGUGAAUACAGCGUUGCUUCAGUUAGCCGGGUACCGUCCGGCCGCAGCGCCCUACCAUCCGCCAUGCAUUCAAGCUUUGCCGGAAAACGAGAGGUGGGCGUACGACAAUAUAGUACGCUGCUUAGAACAACUUGCACUCUACCUCUACUGCAGCAGUGGCAACAAUAGUAUGACUGGUACAAGAUUGUCAAGACCUAUGCAGCGUAAGUUGGUGUCGCUAUUGCAAUGUGCGGUAACUGACGAGGAAGGCAGAGGGCGAGCGGCGCGCGCUGCCAGGUCUUUAGGCGAGAGAACUGUCACCGAACUCAUAUUACAACAUCAGAAUCCCCAACAACUAAGUGCAAAUUUAUGGGCGGCGGUAAGAGCUCGCGGCUGUCAGUUUCUGGGCCCUGCAAUGCAAGAGGAGGUCCUCAAAUUAGUAUUACUAGCCUUAGAAGAUGGUUCAGCAUUAUCUCGAAAGGUGUUAGUGAUGUUCGUUGUCCAAAGAUUAGAACCUCAUUUCCCUCAAGCUUCUAAGACGAGUAUAGGACAUGUUGUACAACUGCUCUACAGGGCUUCUUGUUUCAAGGUCUCCUUUCAGGUGUCAAAACGUGAAUGUGAUUCAUCGUUGAUGCAGUUGAAGGAUGAAUUUCGUACUUACGAUACAUUGCGUCGCGAACACGACGCUCAGAUAGUACAGAUAGCAACUGAAGCCGGUCUGAGGAUAGCUCCGGACCAAUGGAGUGCCCUAUUAUAUGGUGAUAGUGCGCACAAAAGCCAUAUGCAAAGUAUUAUUGAUAAACUGCAAACACCGCAGUCGUUUGCCCAAUCUGUACAGGAAUUGUACAUAGCUCUUCAGAGAACGGGGGAUAUAGCACAACUGAUAGCAAUGAGCAGGCAUCUCAACUAUCUUGCUAGCAUCGAUGUAAGCCCAGAUUCAAAGAGCCCUUCGUGGACACAAUUGUCAGAAAUUAUAGCGUCGAUAAAAGAAGUGAUAGCGAGCCUGCAUUUUUGCCAUCUUCUAAGUAUUAGAGACGGAAAUUGUGCUGGAAGACAUCAUGGACUAGAUCAAUCAACUCGAGUGAUUAGUACUGCAUUGAAUUUUAAAAUGCCGACCUGCAGAGAUUCCGCUACUAGAGAGUUUUGUCCCCGUCGCAACCUCUGUCCGCAGGUGCACUUUGACGAAGAGUUUGACAGGAUAAGUUUAUUAGAAGAAAACCAAGAAGGAUACAACGAGGGUGCAAAUAAUCACGCUGUACCAUACGGACCUACAAUGAGUCUGCCAGCUCCUAUGCCGUUACCUGCAAUGCCGCAGCAGAUGGUUCAACAACAAAUGGCGCCACAAUUUGUGCAACCACUAGCGCUGCCGUUGCCAGCGCAUAUGCCUCUAGGGGCCAUACAACUACCGGCCAAUGUGCCCCUGCAUCCCCACGUGCCCUUGCCACCACAUGUGCCGCUGCCACCACAAGUACCCCUGCCACCACAAGUGCGCAUGCCACCCCAUAUGUAUGCACAGUACCCUGUGCAGCACAAUGCUUCUCAUACAUACAAUUGCGUGCAGCAUGUUUCCACUGUAUCUUUGAUACAGCCAAAUGGAGCUAUGGUACAGAACCACUCGGGGCCUGUAUGGUUCAAUCCUUUUUAUGCGGGAUACUACCCACAUGCAGAUGGUAAUUGCUAUCCUGGACCAGAUUUCAUGCCCAGCAACGUUAUGUUACCGCCAGGGGGAUAUCAAAACGUGGAAGGACCACCACAACCUUCUGAGGGGGCAGCGUUUGUUCCGCAACAGUUUAAUACUGCAAGAGCUAGCCCAUAUAAUACGGAUGGUGGUCACAUCGACGGCCCAGCCGAUUACAUGAAUUCCUUUGACUUUCAACCGCACAAUGGAAACCAAGUGCAAUCCACAUGGCCAGAGAACAACGUGUUUAAUUUUUCUGUAAUGAGCAGUGCACUUGAUGAAAUUAAUUCAAACAAGAUGUUUGCUGGACCGCAAGUAGUGCUGGAGAACACAGCAAAUAACUUGAUGGCUUCAUCCUACAACGCAGCCGAUAUUGACUGCCUAGAUGAGCAAAUGCUGGAAGAAGAGAUGCAGGCUUUGGAAAUUCGUAUCGGCGCUGUUUUGAAGAGCGCCGAAUAAAUGACAUUACAGAAAACUAUACAGCGUGUCCGGAAAAAGACGCAAAUGUAGUAUAAAAUUUUCUUUACCUUAAGUCUACGUAGUAGUAAAAAACCUUUUGCUUAUUAAAAAGAACGGACGCUGUAUUUCUUGUGUAUAACAACAAAGGCAGAUUUGAAAAAAUGUAAGCGUAGAUAAUUUAAAAAAUGAACUAAGACUGUAAAAGUGUCUAUACGGGUACGGGUAAUGUGUUCCACUGAAAGUGUGAUAUAUCUUAAAAGUUGGAUUUUAUCGAAACGGUGUAGGAACGUUAGAAAAAAAAAUAAUGAAACUGAGUCUGAAGAAAUUUCCUGCCUUUGUCAUUAUACACUUUUCAUGAAAAAGCUUUUUU
Papilio polytes (common Mormon) is the source of this 3507-nucleotide messenger RNA. It is a transcript of the gene roq, whose product is annotated as roquin-1. The record is from RefSeq and is a predicted model, not a curated record. Lineage: Eukaryota; Metazoa; Arthropoda; Insecta; Lepidoptera; Papilionidae. Bases 828 to 3137 code for a protein of 769 amino acids. The transcript has 16 exons. Gene Ontology annotation, molecular function: metal ion binding.